UGAGUGAACCCGCUCGACUGACAACAAGUAAGGAGCAAAACAUAACAAAGAAUCAGUCAGUCACAAUUCCUCAUUGAGGACACACGCUUUCGUUAUUCCUUGCUCAGAAUUACAUUUAUUAAAAUAAACUUUUAUAUUAAUUACCAGGAAAAAUUACUUGGCAAACGUGCGGAAAUAGUAAAUAAUAUUUGAAAAAUUGUGGUAGAAAAUUUAAGAGUCCACCAUGUUCUCAACAAAGAAGGGUGCAGAAAAAUUUCUGCAAUUCUACAAGAAUGAGCUGCGUCGGCACAUUAGCAAGACUACUAGUGUCACCAACUCUGAUUCAAUGGCACCUAGGCUGGACCAGCAGAACAUCAAGUCCACGCAGAAUGAAGAAACGGGUCCGAAGAGGUUGCUGAAGUUGCAGAAAUAUCACAGAUUCCUGUCGACCCUCACACCUCAGCAAAUGCCACUGGCUGCCCGUGGACUGGCCGUCUCCAAAGACCAGUCCCGGGAGUUCAUGGCUUGCUUCCCGGACAUCGUGAGGGACCUGACUGAAACUGGCAAGCAUAUUGACGUGCCCGAAGCCAGCAAGUGGUUGGCCAAGCUUCUGCAAUACAACGUUCCAAAUGGAAAGAAAAAUCGGGGUCUAGCAACUGUACUCGCUUACAAAAUGAUGGAGAAACAAGAGAAGUUGACACCAGAGAACAUUCAUUUGGCCAAUAUAAUGGGAUGGUGCGCUGAAAUGUUCCACACCCACCAACUUAUAUUAAACGAUAUAAUGGAGGGAACGGAAAUGCGUCGUGGAGUGCCCUGCUGGUAUCGUCAACCGAACGUCGGCAUCGGUGGCAUCAACGACGCUACUCUCAUACAAUCUGCUAUGUUUUCGACUCUCAAACGCCACUUUUCGAACAAACCCUACUACAAGAAUGUCCUGGAAAUGUUCAAUGAGAUGCUGUUAAAAUGCGCAAUCGGUCAACACAUGAUGAGCGUAUUGACGAAAACAGAUAAACCAGACCUGUCACUGUUCACAAUGGAGAAAUACGAAGUUCUCACAAAGUACAGGACAUCGUACUAUACAUUCCAAAUGCCGGUUGGCUUGGCUCUCCUCAUGACAGGGGUUGAUGACCCUGAAACCCAUAGACAAGCAAAGACAAUCUUAUUGGAAAUGGGAGAGUUCUUCCAAAUUCAAGAUGAUUUCCUUGACUGCUUUGGGGAUCCAGUGGUCAUGGGCAAGAACGGAACGGACAUUCAAGAUGGAAAAUGUACUUGGUUAGCUGUUGUCGCCUUGCAAAGAGCGAGUCCAGCUCAACGCCAACUCAUGGAACAAAUCUAUGGCAGCUCAAAACCUGAAGAUGUACAGAAAAUUAAAAAUCUAUAUGAAGAAUUACAAUUACCUCACACUUACUCCGUCUACGAAGAAGCGACAUAUGAUCUACUUAGAACCCAAAUACAACAAGUCACAAGGGGUCUCCCUCACGACUUUGCUCAACAGCAGAUACUUAAAAUGGCAACAAAUGCAUCAAUAUCAGAAUUGCAAAGGGAAAAGGAGACAUUUCAGGAUUUACUUCCAAAUGUUACAGAAACAUUACUCAAAGAAACAAGAUUCAAGAAUAUGCCAGAAGUGGCAAACUGGACCAAAGAGGUGCUAGAAUACAAUCUUCAAGGCGGCAAGAAAGCCCGAGGUUUGACGACCACGUUAGCAUAUGAAACGUUGGAGAGUCCUGAAAAUAUUACUGAAGAAUCUCUUAAACUCAGCAGAGUGGUUGGAUGGUGUGUCGAAAUGCUGCACGCCUAUUUCCUAGUAUUGGACGAUAUCAUGGACGGUUCGACAAAGCGUCGCGGAGUUCCAUGUUGGUAUCACUUGCCAAACAUCGGCUUAGGAGCCAUCAACGAUUCAAUUUUGAUCCACUCCGCUAUACACGAGAUAUUAAAACACUACUGCGGGCACAUGCCGCAAUACAGACUAAUAGUGGAUCUAUUUAAUGAGGCACUAUUGUACACAUCGAUGGGUCAACAUUUGGACUUCACGAUGGCUCACAGAAAUAAAAACGACUACAGUAUGUUCACACAAGAAAGAUACAGUUCCAUAGUUCAGUAUAAGACAGCGUACUACACGUACAAACUACCGGUCUGCUUAGGAUUGCUACUCGCUAAUAAAUUGGAUAAGGAAACUCAUAGGAAGGCUGAAGAGAUAUGUUUAGAAAUUGGACAUUUGUUUCAAAUGCAGGACGAUUAUAUCGACAAUUUUGGAGUUGAAAAAGUAACAGGUAAAGUUGGAACCGACAUUCAAGAAGGGAAAUGUUCCUGGCUUGCUGUACAAACGUUACAAAGGUGUAACCCUAAACAAAUGAAAGUGUUUAUAGCUUGCUAUGGAAGCCCUGAACCCGCUCACAUAGAGAGAAUAAGAAGAUUAUAUGAAGAAUUAGAUUUACAGUCGCUAUACCAAGAGGAAGAAAGGAGACGGUAUAACUCAGUGGUGGAACAAGUACGGAAACUUCCUAAAGAAACAUCUAUGUCCCCUGAUCUAUUUCUCAAGUUACUAGAUAUGAUAUAUGACAGAAAGAAUUAAUUAUUAAAAUAAAGUAAAAAAAAAAAUAUUUUUUAUGUACCUAUACUGUUGGAUUAAAAAAAUA
Molecule: messenger RNA, 2615 nt
Organism: Melitaea cinxia (Glanville fritillary)
Lineage: Eukaryota; Metazoa; Arthropoda; Insecta; Lepidoptera; Nymphalidae
Gene: Fpps
Exons: 11
Coding region: 224-2551 (775 amino acids)
Biological process (GO): trans, trans-farnesyl diphosphate biosynthetic process
Cellular component (GO): cytoplasm
Molecular function (GO): dimethylallyltranstransferase activity; (2E,6E)-farnesyl diphosphate synthase activity
Source: RefSeq, a predicted model, not a curated record